GUCAAUAUGUAUAUUUAAAUGUAUGAACUUCGAAGUAAAUUCGAAGAAAGAUGAGAUGUUUUACAAACUAGGAAAUAUGAUUUUCCUCAACUGUUUGAUUCUACUGGUUUUCCCAGUCAACGGACUAUCGCAAAAAAUAAAUCACAUUAGAAUCGCGGGAUCAUACAGAUUAGAAGCAAAUCAAGUUGGAUUAACCUAUACGGCAGCAAAGGAUUUUUGUGAAUCAAGGAACUCAUGGCUUGUCGAAGUUAAAAAUGAGAAAAUACGAAAUGAGUUAUUGGGAUUGAUUAGGUCUGCACAAAUGAAUACCUGGAUUGGUGCAACUUGGAAGGAAACCAACUGGACGUGGAAUGAUGGAUCUAAUAUAGAAUAUAGUUAUGGGUCAGACGUUGCUGAAGAAACUAAAUGUCUGUUGUUUCAGAAGUACGAUGGAAAAUGGACGGCAAAAUCAUGCACUGAAGGAAGAUAUCAUGUUUGUCAGUCAGAUGCAAACAACAUUAUAUUUUACCAAGACAUGGAACUGUACUUUAAUCAUAUGACGUUGCGAAAUUACACCGAUAGUAAGAAGGCGUGCGAGGAAAGAGGGUCGGAGUUGGUUACAAUAAAUGACUCAAACAUCAACGACGUCAUUGUACAAGAGCUCAACACAAGGCGAGAAAAUGCAAGUAAGGCUGAUCAUCAACGAUACUUCAUCAGUUUGAACGAUAUUAGGAACCAAGGGGAAUGGGUUUGGUCAGAUGGCACGAAAGCAAGCUACAAAAAUUGGUAUACUAAUAAUGCUGAUUGGACAGAACCAAAUGGUGCUAACGAACAUUGUGUAGUUACGUUGGAAGACCACCUUCAUCGGAAGUGGGCUGAUGUUACUUGCAGUGGAGAGUUUUUCAGUAUUUGCCAAAAAAAACUUGUAUUCAACGUUAGAGGAAAUUGCAAAUACCAUUUAAACUACUUGGACAAGAGAACUUACUACGACGCUCAGUCCUAUUGCUUCAGAAUGAAUAAUACUGCAACGCUUGCAAUGAUCAAAACAGAAGAAGUUCAUCAAUACAUAGAAGAAGCGAUUAAAACCAGAUUUGGUUCAGUCAAUAAUAUGACUUUCUGGGUCGGUGCGAAGAAAGACAACAGGGAAUUCUGGAGAUACAUUGACGGCGAGCCAUUCUCUACUGGUGGAUUUGAAAAAUGGGCAAGUAAACAACCUGGAGCGGGGAUUAAACUAUAUAUCAAUACCAGUGUUCGAGCAUCAAACACAGAUCUACUAUGGUUUUCUGGAACAAAUGAUGAUAAAAGAGGUUUUAUCUGUGAAUUACCAGUCACUGAUCCUUGUCGCUCAAUACAAUGUAGGAAUGGAGGAAGAUGCAGAAGUAUCGGGUGUCAGAUGGCAUGCAUUUGUAAUAACGGAUACAGCGGGAUAUAUUGUGACCAUAACAAAUUGUCCAUCACUGCGACUCAAUCGAAUAAUAUCAAUCUCAUUGGCGAAUCAGUAACAAUAACUCUUCAAGUUUUGUCUGAACUCGGCGAAGUCGGAAUCAAACUUUACAAAGAAGGCAAUUCAAGUAUCCUUGAUGAAAAAUCAGUCGGGAAUGGAACCGUAGAAUUUACGAUUGGCCCAAUGAAUUCAGCCUCUGAAGGACAUGCGUACAUGUUCAAAGCAGUGGCAGGAGAAGCGCAACGCGUCAUCAAUAUAACAAUUGCUGUUCACGAGAAAGCAAAUAUCACCGAUAUAACUCCAUCUCGUAUUGCGAUCCCAUCAAAGCAGAACCAAACAAUUACUUGCUACGCUACCGGAUUUCCUAGUCCUUCUGUAUUAUGGUAUUUUGGGAAAAAAGUCGUCGAUAGGAAUAGGAAUUUGGAUGUUCACCAGAUGAAUUCCUCAUUAAAAUCGGUAUUACAUUUCAAAAAACUUGAGUCAAGUGGUCAAGUCAAAUUACACGCUGGAAUCUAUAGCUGCCGUGUGACUAAUUAUGUGGGAGAAGAUAAAACUGAAGCUGGAAUUACCAAAACAGCUAAAGUUAUUGAAAUGCCUGAAUACUCUGCAAAGUCAGCUAACUGCAGUUCAGACAUUGAAGUCAGGUGGAUUCCCGGCGUAGAAGCAACCCGUAUAAAACACAGGAUUAUAUUAUCAGGCGAGCAGUAUAGAAAAACUAUCGAGAUCUCGCCAUCUGAUACUCAAACAAUGACAAAUAUUUUCACAAACUUGACGCAACGAUCGCUGUAUACUGUGGAGAUGUCAAUCUGUCUUGAAACAUGCAUAACAAACCCCGGAAAAGUAGUCAAAGUGAAAACAGGCAUCAAUCAGGCUGACGUGGUACGAGAUGUCAAACUAGAAGAGCAUCGAGGUGAUAAAACGUGUAAGAUUUCGUGGUCGAAGACAAAUGAUUCAGAAUAUAUCACUGGCUUCAAGGUUUCAGCUUAUUCGACUUUGGUUAAAAUUGGAUCCAAAGAUUUGGAAUCUAAGAAAUACAAUGACACGUUUUAUAUUUCAUUCAAUUCCGCUCAAAACCAUUCCUUCAAUACGAGUCCGAAUAGAAACUACACAGUGUUCAUUCAAGCGAUUGCUUGUGAUAAACCAGGAAUUUUGUCCAGAGCUGUUGGCAAUUGCACAAGCGAUACAGAAGCUCCAUCGGUUGUGGCCGCACCGGAGAUUUUGGAGAAUAAAGGCGACACAAAAACUAGAAAUAUUCAAAUUCAAGCCAUUGACCAGAGCAAUGGCCCAGUCAGUUGCAUCUUUAUUGUCGUUGACAUUUAUGAACAAGUACAGAGCAAGCAUUCUUCCGUUAACUUCACAAUUGAAGAUUUGAAGAAAGCAGAAGCAAAUUCGAAAUUGUCUAAACCGCAUGUGGGUCAGAAGUACAUUGCCAUAGCAAGAUCAAACAUUCCACUUGAAGAUACUAUUGUGUCACUUGGUGAUGAUGCGUCAACUUCCUGUGAUAUUCACAAUGCAACACAAAACAUGAAAAGAAAGAAGAGAGAAAUAUCCCAGAUGGUUCUUGCUGCAAAAAAUUUUCCUUUAAAUGAGGGAAAAUUCUAUGAGUAUUCCAUGGUCACAACAACUCCCGGCGCAAAUGGAGAGGUACACAUUGGAAUGAGCGCUACAAAAUCAUUCAAAGCUGACGCUGCUUCAACAACCUGGCUCAUUGUAGUUAUCAUUUUAGUUGUCGUUGUUACCAUUGCAGGGACAAUUACCUUAUUUGUCUGUUACAAAAGGCAUCAAUCAUCAAAAAAUAAAACAGACACAAGCAUUGCAAUGUCCGAGACUGCAACAUCACCAGAUCUCACAUAUGAAAACUUACAAAAGGAGACGGUAGACAUAGAAAAUGAAACUCGAAUAUAUGCCGAGUUACUCCUGACCACUUAUAAUAGAAUGAAAGCUAGUGACAAUGGAGAGUUCAAGAUCCAAUUUGAAAAAUUGAAGGAAGUUGUGAAGUUAAUAAAAGAAACGAAAGAAAUCGCAUCUCGUCCAAACAUGAUGAAAAAGAACAGAUAUAAAAACAUUCUUCCUUACGAUUCCACCCGGGUUGUACUGAAUGGGGAAGGUGACAGUGACUACAUAAAUGCUUCUUAUAUCCAUGGAUAUGAAACCCGCAAGAAAUUCAUUGCAAGUCAAGGUCCUUUACCUGCUACCGUGAAUGAUUUCUGGAGGAUGGUAAUCGAGCAAAAAUGUGCCGUGAUUGUUAUGUUAACCGGGUUGAUUGAAAGGGGAAAGAAAAAAUGUGAAACGUAUUGGCCAGAUGUCGAUAGAACAGCGUCGUAUGGAUCAAUUUCCGUAAGGACUGUCAAAAAAACACACGUCGGAAGUUAUAUAAGACGAUCUUUUGAAGCUACUUCCACUGAUGGGCUGAAGCAAACCAUAACUCAUUUUCAAUUCACAACAUGGCCUGAUCACGGAGUCCCCGUAACAACAUCAGGUUUUUUCAGACUUCAUAAAGCAGUUUCUGAAAUUAAUUGUUCAACACCAAUAAUAGUCCACUGCAGUGCUGGAGCCGGGCGAACCGGUACGUACAUUGCGUAUGAAUAUCUUCUGAAUGAAGUUGAAAAAGAAAACGCUGUUGACGUUUAUGAAUGUGUUCAUACAUUGAGAAGACAAAGAGUAGAUAUGGUCCAAACCGUGGACCAAUAUAUCCUAGUGCACAAGCUAUUGGUUGAACAUCAUCUUUUUGAUGAAACUGAUAUGGAUGAAGAUCAAUUUCGACAGCUGAUGCAAAGGAACAACGAUGAUCAACUGCUACUAGAAUUCCAAAAUCUGUCCGAAAUUCCACCAAUGAAUUUGAAGAAACAUGGCGACGAAGACGAAUACAGAAAAAUGAAUCGAAAUCAAGACAUUAUUCCAUACAAACGAAACAAAGUCGUAAUCGUUCCAAUGCCAGAGGACAAAGAAACCUCGUACAUCAAUGCUUCUAUUAUGGAGACGUAUGGACGAAGUGGUAAAAUGAUUGCUGCCCAAGGACCGAUGAAAUCAACUGUCGAAUAUUUUUGGAGAGCAAUUAUGGACAACGAUGUUGGUGUUAUCGUUAUGUUAACUCAAAUCAUGGAUGGAGGAAAGCAACAAUGCUUCCAAUAUUGGCCUGAUAAAAUCGGUGGCAAAUUACAAUUUGGCAACAUUGGAGUUGAAUUGAUUGAAGAAAGUUCUGAAAAUGAGAUCAUCUUACACAGAUUAAUUGUCACGAGAGAUAGGCAAUCGAAGCCUGUCAUGCAUUACCAGCAUCCGAAUUGGAGUUCAGAAAGGUCUCCCGAUAUCUCAUCUGUGUUGAACUUGGUUUCAAUUUUCCAGAAGUUUUCACAACAACAGAAGCUCGUUCACUGCAGUGAUGGAGCAGGACGCACUGGCAUAUUUUGCGCAAUAUACAAUUUGUGUGAAAGAUUCAAAGUAGAAAAACGAAUCAAUGUUUUCCAAACUGUGAAAGACUUGCGAGAUUGCCGACCCGGAAUGGUUCUAACAGAGGAUGAUUAUAAACUCUGCUACGAUAUUAUGCUGGAAUAUAUUGAUUCAUUCAAUCUUUAUGAAUAUAUAACCCAUCGUGCACAAGAAGUAUCUGAUUCGGCUGGCAGUGAAAGCUUGUAUGAAAAUAUAAGUGCAAUAAGAAAAGCAAAAUGAAAAAGAAACAUUAAAUGCUAAUUUGUAAUGCUUCCAUUGUGCAAGUAGAACAGAUAACGAAUUAUAUUGUGGAACAUUGGGAAGACUUUUCUGAUCUAUGCAUAUUCAAGACAUGAAUGCUCUUAAUAAACUUUUUAUUCUUAAUCUUUAUGCCUACUAUUGUAUUUUCUCUAUGUAUAUUUAUCGUUAAUAUUUUCAAGUUAUGUCAAGCUAAAAAUGUUAUUUGAGAUGCACUUAUAAAAUAUUAUAAACGAAUGCUGACAAGUUAUAAAAUUCCUUAAAUUAAUUUUAAAUCUGCUGCAUAUAAUCUAUAAUAAUCUAUAUAAAUCUAAACUCGUCUUUUAUACGAAAGUUCGCAAAUAGCAAGUCAAUAGGUAAAUGAUUGGGCUUCUGCGUGAAUAACUACUUAUCCUUUCUCCUAUGCGUCGGGAUACUGUAUACAUAUAAUGAAAGUAUGCUGUAGCAAGAGUGAGGAUAACUAUUCUAAGCGAUUCAAGAGUCUUGCUGCACACGUAUACAGAAAUGUAUCUAUGUUGCAGCAAGACUCUUGAAUCGCUUAGAGACGAAGAGUCUAUUAGUAAUCUUCUCAAAAUUGCCUAGCUCAAUUCUUCAAUAAUGAUAAUUCUUUCAAUCAUGCUUUGCUCGUUUUUUUUAUUUUUGCAAACUGUUUUUAAAUCUUAUCUCCACUGCUAUAUUAACUUUUUUUAAUUUGUAUUUUGAUUAUCUAUCUUCAUGCAAUCAAAAAUAUAUUGAUUUUUUGUUGAUAUAUGUUUUCAAGAUUAAUAGAGCAUUUAUCGCUAUAUAUAGUAUAUGAAUAUAACUUGUCUCUAGUUUUAGUUAUAGAAAUUAAUGAUUACGUAUGUCUUUAAAUCAUGAAAAAUUUCCGUACUCGUUUGAUGAUAACUGUUUCCAAAAACUCAAUUAUCCAUGUUCAUAGAUUAUCUCUAUCCAGAGAGCACUUUUAUAUUAAAAUGCGGUGACGGUGUAGAAUGUCAUCUACGAAUCAUUAUGAUCUAUAAAAAUUACGUAUAGGCUAUCUUGUGAUUUACAAUUAAAAUUUUAUCAUAUAUUUCCAAUUAUAAUUAGAGGAGUGAGUUGAACAUUUAUAACCCUAACCACAUUUGCUGCAUAGAUAGACCAAUAUUUCCUAGUUUAUCUAGCCAGGCGAUACAUUCAUCUGCCGAUUGUGUUGAGCUCGACAGUUGCAGCUCACACUAAGCCUUAGCAAGCGUGUCGUCGAUUUAAUUACCCCGCAUCGCUUCGCUUUUUUGAAUUCCUCAAACGAAAAAUAUAUGCAAGAGUAUUGUAGAAGUAUCGCCUGACCAUUGAGCGGCUGUGGCAUCUUUCAAUAGCUAAGUAUUUGCAACGAUUAAUUGAGUGGACAAGUUUCUCUACAUUGUAUUAUUAUGCCAGAUUAUCAGCAUUCUUUUUCCGAAGCAUAAUUUUGAGAUAAAGGUUCAAGUUAAUGUUCGAAGUAUCAAAACUUUCGGGACCCGGUUAAUAAAAUUUCGAAGGUUGGAGUCAGAAAAUUAGGUUGACAAAAUUUAUCUUUGAAGUAAAAGUCGAUUCUUAAAAUCCUUCGAAGUUGUGUUAAAAAAGUUUUUUGCCUUUAAUUCUAUGACAAAUAGUAUAAACAUAAAACUUGCUUUUGUCCUAUGUAUUGUUGAAUAAUGUGAAUUGUUAAAGAAUAUUGAGUUCGUUUGACAUUUACGUUUCAUGUGAUCAUCAAUGGUCAUCCACGAAUGGGGCAUAGUCCGCAUUUCUAUGAAAUUUACCGCGUUAUUAUCAACGACGGAUCAAUUUUCAUAAACUGUCGUUUGCAUGUCAUAAAAUUGGCCUUUUUAACUAAAAAUAUUUUGAUUUAGAAGUGCUAUUUAGGACGCUUUUAAAAUAUUCAUUGACUUUUUUAAAUAUUUCAAUCAUCUUUUACUGCCGCCAUUUUUUGUUAAAUUCAUUUAUAUUAUUUAAAUUUCAUCAUCCUUUCUAGAUUUUUAUUCAGUUUGUUUUAUUUUUAUCUCUCUCUCAUAAGUAUCCUUAUGCAAUCGGAAAUAUCUUGGUUUUUCAUUAUGUAUAUAUUCCAAAUUAAUAUAUUAAUUAUACUUUGUCUCCAGUUCUAUCUUAUGAAAAUUAUCGCGUUUAUGUAAAAACUGCUUUUAAAAUUGCGUAGAAAUCUGAUCUGGUGCGUUUUAGAAAGUUCAGCGAUCACAAA
This is a messenger RNA of Styela clava, 7298 nucleotides long. Lineage: Eukaryota; Metazoa; Chordata; Ascidiacea; Stolidobranchia; Styelidae. The record is from RefSeq and is a predicted model, not a curated record.